Gasterosteus aculeatus aculeatus (three-spined stickleback) is the source of this 1672-nucleotide messenger RNA. It is a transcript of the gene ppp1r3da, whose product is annotated as protein phosphatase 1, regulatory subunit 3Da. Gene Ontology annotation, biological process: regulation of glycogen biosynthetic process. Lineage: Eukaryota; Metazoa; Chordata; Actinopteri; Perciformes; Gasterosteidae. Gene Ontology annotation, cellular component: protein phosphatase type 1 complex. Gene Ontology annotation, molecular function: protein phosphatase 1 binding; glycogen binding. The record is from RefSeq and is a predicted model, not a curated record.
AGAUAUCAGCAUCGAAUUGUAAUGAAACAUAUUAAACGUAGUUGGAGAAAUGCACAAUUGUACUGAGAGAGAAAAGGGGUUGGAUGCGUUUUUGCACGUACUCCACAGUACACGCCCACUCUGAUUCCUGCCGUGACGUUUUCUGUCUUGUCAUAUUUACAACCACGAGAUUGUUCCGUCGAAUAUGCACCAAAGCGUUAUACGUUUGAGGUAAGCCGGACACCAGUUCUCACAGAACAUGGACAGAGGCUGGUUUAUUGGACAUGAGAGGAUUCCCCCUCCAGAGGAGGAGCCGUCCAGCUGUUACAGCAGCGUCCCGAGGCGUUGCAUUACUAUCAACCUGACUGAAAUGCUUCAAGCUGACAAACCCAGUCGAGCGAAGAAGCUGAUUCCGAUCCGCCCCCCUAGCCCCAGAGUGUCUUUGCAGGGGGAGAAAGGGUUCCAUCGCGGUCUCUCCUGUGAACCCACGCCUAAACCCAUCAUCCGACAACGAUCCCGCUCCCUGCCGUCCGCUACAGAGAAGAAGAAGCAAUGCCGAAAUGUGGGCGUACGCUUCGUGGAUUCUUUGGGGCUUGACCUGGAAAACAUAAAGCUUUUCAAAUCUGGAGAGGAUCCAUUUGUACCACAUCAUGUUGCCUUUAAAUUGUUGAUGGGUGCAGAGUUGGCAGAUGGAAGGCAUCUGGAGAUAUCCUUGCCAUAUUUAAAGCCGGUUUUUGCCCAACAACCUGGCGACCAGCACGGAUUCGUGCAUCGCCUUUAUGAGCAGAAAGUGUGUCUUGAAAGAGUCUUGUGUUUUGAACUGGGUGUCAUCGGAAUCACCCAAGUCCUCAAUGUGGACUUCGAGAAAGACGUCGUAGCUCGCUAUUCAUUUACGGACUGGAAGAGCUGCACAGAAACUAAGGCCUCCUGGGUGUCCACCAUCACCAAGAGCGGGGAGAGCGGAGAGGGCCAAGUCAGUUGUGAUACAUUUCGUUUCCACUUGCCUGUUCCUCCAUUCCUGCAUCCAGGAGCAGUGUUACAGUUUGCCAUUCGGUACAGAGUCUGUGGCGCUGAAUACUGGGAUAACAAUGAUGGAGAGAAUUAUAAGUUAGUUUGCCAUAACUACAAGCUCAGCGUUCCCAAAGAAUGCGAGGACAGUAUGGUGCACUUCAUUUAGGAUGCCGACUUACGGUAGAUUCAAUCUGUUUAGUUUGGUGGUCAGCAAGACCUAAAUAUGAACUGCAUUGUGACAUAUACUGUUAGGUUUGUUAACUAAGAGAGGACUUCUUUGAAUCAAGUCAAAUUCAAGCUAAACGGUCAGACCUAGUAGUAAGGUAUGGUGAACAAUAACACAAACAUUAAUGCACUUCUACCUUAUGCCCACUGGCACCACUAUUUUACUUUUUUAUUGUUAAUGCAGUCUAUAAUUUUGUUUUCCUAGAUUUAAAAAUUGAAGUAAAAGCCCUUUAAUAUGGGACCCAAUAUUAUUAUUUUGUUUGAUCGGUAGAACCAUUUUGUAUUUAUCAGACAAAAUUGUCAACUCAUCAUAUCAAACUCAUCAAAAAACCCUGUAUUUAGAGUCUAUUUUUUAAUCAAAUGUUGUCAAACCAAAUGCCAUAACCAUGCAAUACAUGCAAUUUUAAUGAAUCACUAAUGUGCAUUUUCUUUUCCAAUAAAGCACUGUUCCAAAUAA